AUGUCAUCGCCUUCAUCAUCUCUGAACCAAUCUUCAAUCAUCUUCUGCAACAAGCUUCUUCUAGAGCUUCUCAUCUUCAUACACCCCCAAUCUUCGCAUGAUUCAAGCUACCGAAUCCGCUGCAAUAGUGUCACAAAUCAACAAAUAGUGCAUCACGAUCUCAUCUUCAAGAAUCAACAAAGAACGCAUAGGGAAAUGAAUCAGAGAAGAAGUAGAAGAGGAAUUCAAAAUACAAGGCCAAAGAGGACGUACCUGAGUUAUCAAAAUCUACCCCGCUGGUUUUCAAUUCACACUACUACAAACAACUUUGCAACUUCGAGAGCCGCAUCGGAGAUAAGCAAAGAAGAAGGAAGAGCGGAACAAUACCGAAUGGUGGAGAAAUCGUCGGAGUGUGAAGACGAUGUAGCCGCGUCGUUUGAAGCUCGUGAGGAUGAAGAAGCUUAUUCUUCGUAA
Vicia faba (fava bean) is the source of this 453-nucleotide messenger RNA. Lineage: Eukaryota; Viridiplantae; Streptophyta; Magnoliopsida; Fabales; Fabaceae. The record is from the annotation of a GenBank genome assembly.